GGUACCAGCCCCUCCACACUGCAGGUCCUGGAUUGGACGCUGUUUACACCUGACUGCCCGGCCCUCGGGGGGUCCGGUGUUUUCCCAGGAGCGUUUGGGAGAAAAGUGUGUGGCCGCGGUAGUGGAGAUCCCCUGUCCUAGGAUUCGUCAUCGCGGUGCCCAGACUUCGGCGCCGUCCACGAGCCAGGGGACGUGGGGGGCGGGGCGGCCUGCUAUCGGCCCCGCCUCUCUCGGCCCCGCCCCGCCGCCGACAGGACCCGCCUCUCUCCCCAGGCCCGGCGGGCGCCGACCACGCCCCUCGCUCCCAGCAUGCCGUGCGACAGCGGCGGCGCGGCGGGCGGAGCCGGGAGGCGGGGAAGCAGUGGCCGUGUGAGCGUGAGGAGCUGCCGCCAGCGCCUGCUCCUCAUCGUCCUCGUCCUCCGGGGCCCCGGCGUCGUGGGCCGCGCACGGCCCUGGAAGCGACGUCGCCUCCCCUUCAUCUGCCUCUCUCUCACCGCGCCGCUCCUGCCUCGUCGUCCUGCGCUGCCGGCUCAGGCGGAACCCGGAACGGCCGUCCUCUUCCCCCGCCCUCCGCCGCCGCCUCCUCCUCCUCCUCCUCCUCCUCCUCCUCCUCCUCCUCCUCCUCCUCCUCCUCGGCUUCCUCCUCAGCCCCGGGCCGGAGCGGGGUGUCGGCGGCGGCCGGUUCGGGCGGCGACUCGCGCUUCUUUGGGCGGCGGCGCUUGGCCAUGUCGUGUCGGGGAAGGUAAUGAGCCGCAGAGCCCCGGGGUCUCGGCUGAGCAGCGGCGGCGGCGGCGGCACCAAGUAUCCGCGGAGCUGGAAUGACUGGCAACCCAGAACUGAUAGUGCAUCAGCCGACCCAGAUAAUUUAAAAUAUUCUUCAUCCAGAGAUAGAGGUAGUUCUUCCUCUUAUGGACUGCAACCUUCAAAUUCAGCUGUUGUGUCUCGGCAAAGGCACGAUGAUACCAGAGUCCACGCUGACAUACAGAAUGACGAAAAGGGUGGCUACAGUGUCAAUGGAGGAUCUGGGGAAAAUACUUAUGGUCGGAAGUCGUUGGGGCAAGAGCUGAGGGUUAACAAUGUGACCAGCCCUGAGUUCACCAGUGUUCAGCAUGGCAGUCGUGCUUUAGCCACCAAAGACAUGAGGAAAUCACAGGAGAGAUCGAUGUCUUAUUCUGAUGAGUCUCGACUGUCGAAUCUUCUUCGGAGGAUCACCCGGGAAGACGACAGAGACCGAAGACUGGCUACUGUAAAGCAGUUGAAAGAAUUUAUUCAGCAACCAGAAAAUAAGCUGGUACUAGUUAAACAAUUGGAUAAUAUCUUGGCUGCUGUACAUGAUGUUCUUAAUGAAAGUAGCAAAUUGCUUCAGGAGCUGAGACAGGAGGGAGCUUGCUGUCUUGGCCUUCUUUGUGCUUCUCUGAGCUAUGAGGCCGAGAAGAUCUUCAAGUGGAUUUUUAGCAAAUUUAGCUCAUCUGCAAAAGAUGAAGUUAAACUCCUCUACUUAUGUGCCACCUACAAAGCACUAGAGACUGUAGGAGAAAAGAAAGCCUUUUCAUCUGUAAUGCAGCUUGUAAUGACCAGCCUGCAGUCUAUUCUUGAAAAUGUGGAUACACCAGAAUUACUUUGCAAAUGUGUUAAGUGCAUUCUUUUGGUGGCUCGCUGUUACCCUCAUAUUUUCAGCACGAAUUUUAGGGAUACAGUUGAUAUAUUAGUUGGAUGGCAUAUAGAUCAUACUCAGAAACCUUCGCUCACGCAGCAGGUCUCUGGGUGGUUGCAGAGUUUGGAGCCUUUUUGGGUAGCUGAUCUUGCAUUUUCUACCACUCUUCUUGGUCAGUUUCUAGAAGACAUGGAAGCAUAUGCUGAGGACCUCAGCCAUGUGGCCUCUGGGGAAUCAGUGGAUGAAGACGUCCCUCCUCCAUCAGUGUCAUUACCAAAGCUGGCUGCACUUCUCCGGGUGUUUAGUACUGUGGUGAGGAGCAUUGGGGAACGCUUCAGCCCAAUUCGGGGUCCUCCAAUUACUGAGGCAUAUGUAACAGAUGUUCUGUACAGAGUAAUGAGAUGUGUGACGGCUGCAAACCAGGUGUUUUUUUCUGAGGCUGUGUUGACAGCUGCUAAUGAGUGUGUUGGUGUUUUGCUCGGCAGCUUGGAUCCUAGCAUGACUAUACAUUGUGACAUGGUCAUUACAUACGGAUUAGACCAACUGGAGAAUUGCCAGACUUGUGGUACCGAUUAUAUCAUCUCAGUCUUGAAUUUACUCACGCUGAUUGUUGAACAAAUAAAUACAAAACUGCCAUCAUCAUUUGUAGAAAAACUGUUUAUACCAUCAUCUAAACUACUAUUCUUGCGUUAUCAUAAAGAAAAAGAGGUUGUUGCUGUAGCCCAUGCUGUUUAUCAAGCAGUGCUCAGCUUGAAGAAUAUUCCUGUUUUGGAGACUGCCUAUAAGUUAAUAUUGGGAGAAAUGACUUGUGCCCUAAACAACCUCCUACAUAGUCUGCAACUUCCUGAGGCCUGUUCUGAAAUAAAGCAUGAGGCUUUUAAGAAUCAUGUGUUCAAUGUAGACAAUGCAAAAUUUGUAGUUAUAUUUGACCUCAGUGCCCUGACUACUAUCGGAAAUGCCAAAAACUCACUAAUAGGGAUGUGGGCGCUAUCUCCAACUGUCUUUGCACUUCUGAGUAAGAAUCUGAUGAUUGUGCACAGUGACCUGGCUGUUCACUUCCCUGCCAUUCAGUAUGCUGUGCUCUACACAUUGUAUUCUCAUUGUACCAGGCAUGAUCACUUUAUCUCUAGUAGCCUCAGUUCUUCCUCUCCUUCUUUGUUUGAUGGAGCCGUGAUUAGCACUGUAACUACGGCUACAAAGAAACAUUUCUCAAUUAUAUUAAAUCUUCUGGGAAUAUUACUUAAGAAAGAUAACCUUAACCAGGACACGAGGAAACUGUUGAUGACUUGGGCUUUGGAAGUAGCUGUUUUAAUGAAGAAGUCCGAAACAUAUGCACCUUUAUUCUCUCUUCCGUCUUUCCAUAAAUUUUGCAAAGGCCUUUUAGCCAACACUCUCGUUGAAGAUGUGAAUAUCUGUCUGCAGGCAUGCAGCAGUCUACAUGCUCUGUCCUCUUCCUUGCCAGAUGAUCUUUUACAGAGAUGUGUUGAUGUUUGCCGUGUUCAACUAGUGCACAGUGGAACUCGUAUUCGACAAGCAUUUGGAAAACUGUUGAAAUCAAUUCCUUUAGAUGUUGUCCUAAGCAAUAACAAUCACACAGAAAUUCAAGAAAUUUCUUUAGCAUUAAGAAGUCACAUGAGUAAAGCACCAAGUAACACAUUCCACCCCCAAGAUUUCUCUGAUGUUAUUAGUUUUAUUUUGUAUGGGAACUCUCAUAGAACAGGGAAGGACAAUUGGUUAGAAAGACUGUUCUAUAGCUGCCAGAGACUGGAUAAGCGUGACCAGUCAACAAUUCCACGCAAUCUCCUAAAGACAGAUGCUGUCCUUUGGCAGUGGGCCAUAUGGGAAGCUGCACAAUUCACUGUUCUUUCUAAGCUGAGAACCCCACUGGGCAGAGCUCAAGACACCUUCCAGACAAUUGAAGGUAUCAUUCGAAGUCUUGCAGCUCACACGUUAAACCCUGAUCAAGAUGUUAGUCAGUGGACAACUGCAGACAAUGAUGAAGGCCAUGGUAACAACCAGCUUAGGCUUGUUCUUCUUCUGCAGUAUCUGGAAAAUCUGGAGAAAUUAAUGUAUAAUGCAUAUGAGGGAUGUGCUAAUGCAUUAACAUCACCUCCCAAGGUCAUUAGAACUUUUUUCUAUACCAAUCGCCAAACUUGUCAGGACUGGCUAACACGGAUUCGACUCUCCAUCAUGAGGGUAGGAUUGUUGGCAGGCCAGCCUGCAGUGACAGUGAGACAUGGCUUUGACUUGCUUACAGAGAUGAAAACAACCAAUCUAUCUCAGGGGAAUGAAUUGGAAGUAACCAUUAUGAUGGUGGUAGAAGCACUAUGUGAACUUCAUUGUCCUGAAGCUAUACAGGGAAUUGCUGUCUGGUCAUCAUCUAUUGUUGGAAAAAAUCUUCUGUGGAUUAACUCAGUGGCGCAACAGGCUGAAGGGAGGUUUGAAAAGGCCUCUGUGGAGUACCAGGAACACCUGUGUGCUAUGACAGGUGUUGAUUGCUGCAUUUCCAGCUUUGACAAAUCGGUGCUCACCUUAGCCAAUGCUGGGCGUAACAGUGCCAGCCCGAAACAUUGUCUGAAUGGUGAAUCCAGAAAAACUGUGCUGUCCAAACCGACUGACUCUUCCCCUGAGGUUAUAAAUUAUUUAGGAAAUAAAGCAUGUGAGUGCUACAUCUCAGUUGCCGAUUGGGCUGCUGUACAGGAAUGGCAGAACGCUAUCCAUGACUUGAAAAAGAGUACCAGUAGCACUUCCCUCAACCUGAAAGCUGACUUCAACUAUAUAAAAUCAUUAAGCAGCUUUGAGUCUGGAAAAUUUGUUGAAUGUACCGAGCAAUUAGAAUUGUUACCAGGAGAAAAUAUCAAUCUACUUGCUGGAGGAUCAAAAGAAAAAAUAGACAUGAAGAAACUGCUUCCUAACAUGUUAAGUCCAGAUCCAAGGGAACUUCAGAAAUCCAUUGAGGUUCAGUUGUUAAGAAGUUCUGUUUGUUUGGCAACUGCUUUAAACCCGAUAGAACAAGAUCAGAAGUGGCAGUCUAUAACUGAAAAUGUGGUAAAGUAUUUGAAGCAAACAUCCCGCAUCUCUGUUGGACCUCUGAGACUUUCUACUCUAACAGUUUCGCAGUCUUUGCCAGUUCUAAGUACCUUGCAGCUAUAUUGCUCAUCUGCUUUGGAGAACACAGUUUCUAACAGACUUUCAACAGAGGACUGUCUUAUUCCACUCUUCAGUGAAGCUUUACGUUCAUGUAAACAGCAUGAUGUAAGGCCAUGGAUGCAGGCGUUAAGGUAUACUAUGUACCAGAAUCGGUUGUUGGAGAAAAUUAAAGAACAAACAGUCCCAAUUAGAAGCCAUCUUAUGGAAUUAGGUCUAACAGCAGCAAAAUUUGCUAGAAAACGAGGGAAUGUGUCCCUUGCAACAAGACUGCUGGCACAGUGCAGUGAAGUUCAGCUGGGAAAGACCACCACUGCACAAGAUUUAGUCCAACAUUUUAAAAAACUAUCAACCCAAGGUCAAGUGGAUGAAAAAUGGGGGCCCGAACUUGAUAUUGAGAAAACAAAAUUGCUAUAUACAGCAGGCCAGUCAACGCAUGCAAUGGAAAUGUUGAGUUCUUGUGCCAUAUCUUUCUGCAAGUCUGCGAAAGCUGAAUAUGCAGUUGCUAAGUCAAUUCUGACACUGGCUAAAUGGAUCCAGGCAGAAUGGAAAGAGAUUUCAGGACAGCUGAAACAGGUUUACAGAGCUCAGCACCAACAGAACUUCACAGGUCUUUCUACUUUGUCUAAAAACAUACUCACUUUAAUAGAACUGCCAUCUGUUAAUACGAUGGAAGAAGAGUAUCCUCGGAUCGAGAGUGAAUCUACAGUGCAUAUUGGAGUUGGAGAACCUGACUUCAUUUUGGGACAGUUGUAUCACCUAUCUUCAGUACAGGCACCUGAAGUAGCCAAAUCUUGGGCAGCGUUGGCCAGCUGGGCUUACAGGUGGGGCAGAAAGGUGGUUGACAAUGCCAGUCAGGGAGAAGGUGUUCGUCUGUUGCCUAGAGAAAAAUCUGAAGUUCAGAAUCUGCUUCCAGACACUAUAACUGAGGAAGAGAAAGAGAGAAUAUAUGGUAUUCUUGGACAGGCUGUAUGUCGGCCAGCAGGGAUUCAGGAUGAAGAUAUAACCCUUCAGAUAACAGAGAGUGAAGAUAAUGAAGAAGAUGACAUGGUUGAUGUUAUCUGGCGUCAGUUGAUAUCAAGCUGCCCAUGGCUUUCAGAACUUGAUGAAAGUGCAACUGAAGGAGUUAUUAAAGUGUGGAGGAAAGUUGUAGAUAGAAUAUUCAGCCUAUACAAACUCUCUUGCAGUGCAUACUUUACUUUCCUUAAACUCAACGCUGGUCAAAUUCCUUUAGAUGAGGAUGACCCUCGGCUGCAUUUAAGUCACAGAGCGGAACAGAGCACUGAUGACGUGAUCGUGAUGGCCACAUUGCGCCUGCUACGGUUGCUUGUGAAGCACGCUGGUGAGCUUCGGCAGUAUCUGGAGCACGGCUUGGAGACAACACCCACCGCACCGUGGAGAGGAAUUAUUCCGCAACUUUUCUCACGCUUAAACCACCCUGAAGUGUAUGUGCGCCAAAGUAUUUGUAACCUUCUCUGCCGCGUGGCUCAAGAUUCCCCACAUCUCAUAUUGUAUCCUGCAAUAGUGGGUACCAUAUCGCUUAGUAGUGAAUCCCAGGCUUCAGGAAAUAAAUUUUCCACUGCAAUUCCAACUUUACUUGGCAAUAUUCAAGGAGAAGAAUUGCUGGUUUCUGAAUGUGAGGGAGGAAGUCCUCCUGCAUCUCAGGAUAGCAAUAAGGAUGAACCUAAAAGUGGAUUAAAUGAAGACCAAGCCAUGAUGCAGGAUUGUUACAGCAAAAUUGUAGAUAAGCUGUCCUCUGCAAAUCCAACCAUGGUGUUACAGGUUCAGAUGCUCGUGGCUGAACUGCGCAGGGUCACUGUGCUCUGGGAUGAGCUCUGGCUAGGAGUUCUGCUGCAACAACACAUGUAUGUCCUGAGACGAAUUCAGCAGCUCGAAGAUGAGGUCAAGAGAGUCCAGAACAACAACACCUUACGCAAAGAAGAGAAAAUUGCAAUCAUGCGGGAGAAGCACACAGCUUUGAUGAAGCCCAUCGUAUUUGCUUUGGAGCACGUGAGGAGUAUCACAGCGGCUCCUGCAGAAACACCUCAUGAAAAAUGGUUUCAGGAUAACUAUGGUGAUGCCAUUGAAAAUGCCCUGGAAAAACUGAAGACACCAUCGAACCCUGCAAAGCCUGGGAGCAGCUGGAUUCCAUUUAAAGAGAUAAUGCUAAGUUUGCAACAGAGAGCACAGAAACGUGCAAGUUACAUCUUGCGUCUUGAAGAAAUCAGUCCAUGGUUGGCUGCCAUGACUAACACUGAAAUUGCUCUUCCUGGGGAAGUCUCAGCCAGAGACACUGUCACAAUCCAUAGUGUGGGCGGAACCAUCACAAUCUUACCGACUAAAACCAAGCCAAAGAAACUUCUCUUUCUUGGAUCAGACGGGAAGAGCUAUCCUUAUCUUUUCAAAGGACUGGAGGAUUUACAUCUGGAUGAGAGAAUAAUGCAAUUCCUAUCUAUUGUGAAUACCAUGUUUGCUACAAUUAAUCGCCAAGAAACACCCCGGUUCCAUGCUCGACACUACUCUGUAACACCACUAGGAACAAGAUCGGGACUAAUCCAAUGGGUAGAUGGAGCCACACCCUUAUUUGGUCUUUACAAACGAUGGCAACAACGGGAAGCUGCCUUACAAGCACAAAAGGCCCAAGAUUCCUACCAAACUCCUCAGAAUCCUGGAAUUGUACCCCGUCCUAGUGAACUUUAUUACAGUAAAAUUGGCCCUGCUUUGAAAACAGUUGGGCUUAGCCUGGAUGUAUCCCGUCGGGAUUGGCCUCUUCAUGUAAUGAAGGCUGUAUUGGAAGAGUUAAUGGAGGCCACACCCCCAAAUCUCCUUGCCAAAGAGCUCUGGUCAUCUUGCACAACGCCUGAUGAAUGGUGGAGAGUUACACAGUCUUAUGCAAGAUCUACUGCAGUCAUGUCUAUGGUUGGAUACAUAAUUGGCCUUGGAGACAGACAUCUGGAUAACGUUCUCAUAGAUAUGACGACUGGAGAAGUUGUUCACAUAGAUUACAAUGUUUGCUUUGAAAAAGGUAAAAUAAAAGUAAACUUUACAUUUAUGAGGGCCAAAUGUUUUUUGGUGAAAGAGCAAAAAUAUAAUGAUUUGUCUUUUCAAGGUAAAAGCCUUAGAGUUCCUGAGAAAGUACCUUUUCGAAUGACACAAAACAUUGAAACAGCACUGGGUGUAACUGGAGUAGAAGGUGUAUUUAGGCUUUCAUGUGAGCAGGUUUUACACAUUAUGCGGCGUGGCAGAGAAACCCUGCUGACGCUGCUGGAGGCCUUUGUGUAUGACCCUCUGGUGGACUGGACGGCAGGAGGCGAGGCCGGGUUUGCUGGUGCUGUCUAUGGUGGAGGCGGCCAGCAGGCCGAGAGCAAGCAGAGCAAGAGAGAGAUGGAGCGAGAGAUCACCCGCAGCCUGUUUUCUUCAAGAGUAGCUGAGAUUAAGGUGAACUGGUUUAAGAAUAGAGAUGAGAUGCUGAUUGUGCUUCCCAAGUUGGACAGUAGCUUAGAUGAAUACCUAAGCUUGCAGGAGCAACUGACAGAUGUGGAAAAACUGCAGGGCAAACUACUGGAGGAAAUAGAGUUUCUAGAAGGAGCUGAAGGGGUGGAUCAUCCUUCUCACACUCUGCAACACAGGUAUUCUGAACACACCCAACUACAGACUCAACAAAGAGCUGUUCAGGAAGCAAUCCAGGUGAAGCUGAAUGAGUUUGAACAAUGGAUAACACAUUAUCAGGCUGCAUUCAAUAAUUUAGAAGCAACACAGCUUGCAAGCUUGCUUCAAGAGAUAAGCACACAAAUGGACCUUGGUCCUCCAAGUUACGUGCCAGCAACAGCCUUUCUGCAGAAUGCUGGCCAGGCCCACUUGAUUAGCCAGUGCGAGCAGCUGGAGGGGGAGGUUGGUGCUCUCCUGCAGCAGAGGCGCUCUGUGCUCCGUGGCUGUCUGGAACAACUGCAUCACUAUGCAACCGUGGCUCUGCAGUAUCCAAAGGCCAUAUUUCAGAAGCAUCGAAUUGAACAGUGGAAGACCUGGAUGGAAGAGCUCAUCUGUAACACCACAGUAGAGCGUUGUCAAGAGCUCUACAGGAAAUAUGAAAUGCAGUAUGCUCCCCAGCCACCCCCAACAGUGUGUCAGUUCAUCACUGCCACUGAAAUGACCCUGCAGCGGUAUGCAGCAGACAUCAACAGCAGACUUAUUAGACAAGUGGAACGCUUAAAACAGGAAGCUGUCACUGUGCCAGUUUGUGAAGAUCAGUUGAAAGAAAUUGAACGUUGCAUUAAAGUUUUCCUUCAUGAGAAUGGAGAAGAAGGAUCUUUGAGUCUAGCAAGUGUUAUUAUUUCUGCCCUUUGUACCCUUACAAGGCGUAACCUGAUGAUGGAGGGUGCAGCGUCAAGUGCUGGAGAACAGCUGGUUGAUCUGACUUCUCGGGAUGGAGCCUGGUUCUUGGAGGAACUCUGCAGCAUGAGCGGAAACGUCACCUGCUUGGUUCAGUUACUGAAGCAGUGCCACCUGGUGCCACAGGACUUAGACAUCCCGAACCCCAUGGAAGCGUCUGAGACAGUUCACUUAGCCAAUGGAGUGUAUACCUCACUUCAGGAAUUGAAUUCAAAUUUCCGGCAAAUCAUAUUUCCAGAAGCACUUCGAUGUUUGAUGAAAGGGGAAUACACGUUAGAAAGUAUGCUGCAUGAACUGGACGGUCUUAUUGAGCAGACCACCGAUGGCGUUCCCUUGCAGACUCUAGUGGAAUCUCUUCAGGCCUACUUAAGAAAUGCAGCUAUGGGACUGGAAGAAGAAACACAUGCUCAUUACAUCGAUGUUGCCAGACUACUACAUGCUCAGUAUGGUGAAUUAAUCCAACCAAGAAAUGGUUCAGUUGAAGAAACACCCAAAAUGUCAGCUGGCCAGAUGCUUUUGGUAGCAUUCGAUGGCAUGUUUGCUCAAGUUGAAACUGCUUUCAGCUUAUUAGUUGAAAAGUUGAACAAGAUGGAAAUUCCUAUAGCUUGGCGAAAGAUUGACAUCAUAAGGGAAGCCAGGAGUACUCAAGUUAAUUUUUUUGAUGAUGAUAAUCACCGGCAGGUGCUAGAAGAGAUUUUCUUUCUAAAAAGACUACAGACGAUUAAGGAGUUCUUCAGGCUCUGUGGUACCUUUUCUAAAACAUUGUCAGGAUCAAGUUCACUUGAAGAUCAGAAUACUGUGAAUGGGCCUGUACAGAUUGUCAAUGUGAAAACCCUUUUUAGAAACUCUUGUUUCAGUGAAGACCAAAUGGCCAAACCUAUCAAGGCAUUCACAGCUGACUUUGUGAGGCAGCUUUUGAUAGGACUACCCAACCAAGCCCUCGGACUCACACUGUGCAGUUUUAUCAGUGCUCUGGGUGUAGACAUCAUUGCUCAAGUAGAGGCAAAGGACUUUGGUGCCGAAAGCAAAGUUUCUGUUGAUGAUCUCUGUAAGAAAGCGGUGGAACAUAACAUCCAGAUUGGGAAAUUCUCUCAGUUGGUUAUGAACAGGGCAACCGUGUUAGCAAGUUCUUAUGACACUGCCUGGAAGAAGCAUGACUUGGUGCGAAGGCUGGAAACCAGUAUUUCUUCUUGUAAGACAAGCCUGCAGCGAGUUCAGCUGCAUAUUGCCAUGUUUCAGUGGCAACAUGAAGAUCUACUUAUCAAUAGACCACAAGCCAUGUCAGUCACACCUCCCCCACGGUCUGCUAUCCUAACCAGCAUGAAAAAGAAACUGCAUACCCUGAGCCAAAUUGAAACUUCUAUUGCAACAGUUCAGGAGAAGCUAGCAGCACUUGAAGCAAGUAUUGAACAGCGACUCAAGUGGGCAGGUGGUGCCAACCCUGCAUUGGCCCCUGUACUACAAGAUUUUGAAGCAACGAUAGCUGAAAGAAGAAAUCUUGUCCUUAAAGAGAGCCAAAGAGCAAGUCAGGUCACUUUUCUGUGCAGCAAUAUCAUUCAUUUUGAAAGUUUACGAACAAGAACUGCAGAAGCCUUAAACCUGGAUGCGGCGUUAUUUGAACUAAUCAAGCGAUGUCAGCAGAUGUGUUCAUUUGCAUCACAGUUUAACAGUUCAGUGUCAGAGUUAGAGCUUCGUUUAUUACAGAGAGUGGACACUGGUCUUGAACAUCCUAUUGGCAGCUCUGAAUGGCUUUUGUCAGCACACAAACAAUUGACCCAGGAUAUGUCUACUCAGAGGGCAAUUCAGACAGAGAAAGAGCAGCAGAUAGAAACGGUCUGUGAAACAAUUCAGAAUCUGGUUGAUAAUAUAAAGACUGUGCUCACUGGUCAUAACCGACAGCUUGGAGAUGUCAAACAUCUCUUGAAAGCUAUGGCUAAGGAUGAAGAAGCUGCUCUGGCGGAUGGUGAAGAUGUUCCCUAUGAGAACAGUGUUAGGCAGUUUUUGGGUGAAUAUAAAUCAUGGCAAGACAACAUUCAAACAGUUCUGUUUACAUUAGUCCAGGCUAUGGGUCAGGUUCGAAGUCAGGAACAUGUUGAAAUGCUCCAGGAAAUCACUCCCACCUUGAAAGAACUGAAAACACAAAGUCAGAGUAUCUAUAAUAAUUUAGUGAGUUUUGCAUCACCCUUAGUCACCGAUGCAACAAAUGAAUGUUCGAGUCCAACGUCAUCUGCCACUUAUCAGCCAUCCUUUGCUGCAGCAGUCCGGAGUAACACUGGCCAGAAGACUCAGCCUGAUGUCAUGUCCCAGAAUGCUAGAAAGCUGAUUCAGAAAAAUCUUGCCACAUCAGCUGAUACUCCACCAAGCACCAUUCCAGGAACUGGCAAGAGUGUUGCUUGUAGUCCUAAAAAGGCAGUCAGAGACCCUAAAACUGGGAAAGCGGUGCAAGAGAGAAACUCCUAUGCAGUGAGUGUGUGGAAGAGAGUGAAAGCCAAGUUAGAGGGCCGAGAUGUUGAUCCGAAUAGGAGGAUGUCAGUUGCUGAACAGGUUGACUAUGUCAUUAAGGAAGCAACUAAUCUAGAUAACUUGGCUCAGCUGUAUGAAGGUUGGACAGCCUGGGUGUGAAUGGCAAGUCAGUAGAUGAGUCUGGUUAAGCGAGGUCAGACAUCCACCAGAAUCAACUCAGCCUCAGGCAUCCAAAGCCACACCACAGUCGGUGGUGAUGCAACUGGGGGCUUACUCUGAGGAAACCUAGGAAAUCUCGGUGCACUAGGAAGUGAAUCCUGCAGGACAGCUGCACUCAGGGAUACGCCCAACACCAUGGCCUGCAACCCCAGGGUCAAGGGUGAAGGAAAGCAAGCUCACCGCCUGAACACGGAGAUUGUCUUUCUGCCACAGAACAGCAGCAAACGUGUCAGGAGGUUAGCUGCAGAAAGAAAUCGGGAUGCCGCGGAGCACAGAGUGAUUUGGAACUCCAUUCCACCUGACCCUGUGUGUACAAUCCAGGAAAAAAACAAACCCCGCUCAGAAACAGAGAAAACUGGGGUCGCGAAGAAAUCACAGCCAAGGAAGAUUUGAUGCAUUCAGAUUCUUGUGUAACACUUGUUGCUUGGCAACAGUACUGGUUGGGUUGACCAGUAAGUACAAAAAGGCUAAAGGCUAUGCGAUAUGAAUUUCAGAAAUGGACUGAAAAUGGAGAGCUAUGUAACAGAUACACUACAGUGGAAGAACUUCUGAAAUGAAGGGAAAAAACCACCCCAUCGUUCCCUGCUCCUCCCCACCACUUACCCAUUCCCCCUUUACCUAAUCUAGUAGAUUAGCCAUCUUUCAAAUUCACUUUUAUUUCAAUCCUUAUAUUUCAUAUACUUUCGUCUCGAUGCUGUUAACAACUUCUGAUAACAUGGAAAAUUCAAGGAUUGUUUAAAGGUCUGAUGAUCACACACAAAAUGUAAUUCUGGUUGUUUAAGUCAUUUCUGUGAUUCUAUCAUGUACAGUUUCCAGAAUUGUCACUGUGCAUUCAAAAGUAAUGAAUCUAACAGACAUUUGAUUUAAUGUACACUCCCUUUUGCUUAUAGUGUGCAUUUUUUUUGGAGGUCAUUCAAAUUUUCCCUCUUCUGUGAUAGCUGUAGUUUCUUUCAUAGAAAGUAGCUAAUCCAGUGUAAUCUUUUACCUUUUUAAAAACCAGGAUAGAGUAUCUAUUAGAGUUUUACAUUGUUGAUGAUAGAUUAACAAUAAAUUGAUGUUCUGGUGGAGGUAGACUGAAAUUUUUUUUAAUUCAUUUUUUUCAUUUGAUGCUUUUAAUUUACACUUGGUAAAUUAAAAGUUCUUUAGUUUACUUGGCAUUUUAGGACAUGUACAUGAAACAGCGAAAAUGAGAUCCACCAACAUCUUUUAUUAAGUUCAGUUAUUAGUCUGUGAAGUGCUUUACUUUUUGCACAAUUUUAAUAGCUUGCCAUUCAGUAAUACAUUAUAGUGAAUUCAUGAUCAAGGUUUCCUUAAAUUUAGCAUUGCAUUUCAGUACUGACUGUGUAAGCUAAAUUGCUGAUCCAAAAUAAAAACCCAGACUAGAAUAGGGUUCUUAAAAUCAAGUAUCAACACAAAAGAGAACACAAUUAAAAUCUUAAUUGUUGGCUGGGCACAGUGGCUCAUGCCUGUAAUCCCAGCACUUUGGGAGGACGAGGUGGGAGGAUCACGAGGUUAGGAGAUCGAAACCAUCCUGGCUAACACGGUGAAACCCUGUCUCUACUAAAAAUACAACAAAAUUAGCCAGGCGUGGUGGUGGGCGCCUGUAGUCCCAGCUACUUGGGAGGCUGAGGCAGGAGAAUGGCGUGAACCCAGGAGGCGGAGCUUGCAGUGAGCCAAGAUUGUGCCACUGCACUCCAGUCCGGGCGACAGAACGAGACUCUGUGACAAAAAUAAAUAAAUAAAAAUAAUCUUAAUUGUCUGAGUACAUUUUCCCUGCAUUUUAGAGAUUAGGACAGUGGUCACUUUUUAGUUGCCAGUCUUCACAGACAAACGAGAGGUAUUAAGGAAAAAAAUUCCACAUAGCUCUGGGCCUUUUCUGUAUUCUGAUUGACACGUUAAUCUAUAAUCUUUAAGUACCCAUGAAAGAACGUGUUGCAGUAUCAGUGAUUUCAUGAUACUUUAGCAAGUAUUGUAGGCAGGGUGGAUUUUUUGAAAUACCCAUGUGUUCAAUAGCAAGUUAAGGAACCUAGCGCAUCAAAUUCUGUUUUCUUCAUUUGGAACCUUAUUUUCACAAAACAACCUAGCUGGAAUAAUAAUGCCAUAUUGUAUUUUGCAUGCUGCUUUAUUUUCUAGAGGCUCUGGGAGCAAAUUACAUUCAUCACAUUACCUCUGCUCUCUCAAUUGAUUAAAGUCUUUCAGCAACAUUCUUUAUUGUCAUCAUAAGGAAAAACUUUUAUCGCAGUGAUAAAAUCAGUUCACAUUAGUUUAGCACUAUAGAUAGCAUUCAGAAAUUGCUUUCUCUUUGGUAAAGAAGAUAAACAGGUGAAUUUUAUUGCCUGUGUUUUCAGGCUUCAGAGGUACCUGGCACCUUACUCAAGCAAAAACAAAAAACAGCUUUACUUGAAAAGCAUGUGCCUCUGGUAAAUUAUCCAUCACUUUUGUUUUAAAGUGGUCCCUCCAAGAAUAAUGUGGCAUACACAGUGGGUUUGGUUGUAAGGCAGAUGUAAUAGAUGACUUCAAAAGCCUGCUCCUUACUGCACUCUGAACAAGACCCUGGUCUGUAUCGUUUGGCUUCCUCUGUUAAGUCAUUCUACAAGGUGACUUGCCAUUUGAACUUUUUAAGAGACCUCAGCACUUAGACUGAGAAAAGUUAGAGUGCUGUAGUUAUGAAGUCAUACAUUUUUGAUAACACAAAAUACCUGUGGAAAACCAGGGAUCCUCUCCUAUUUUUCUCUCUCUCCUGCCUCCCCCUUUCCCUCCAUUCCUCUGUCCCCUCCCCCUCUCCCCUACUGUCUUUAAGAAUCAGGGGGUACAGAAUAACCUACAAACAACCUCUUCAAAGUACCCUUGGAAAUUGAAGUUCAAUCUUAAGUUUUUUGUUGUCUUUAAUUUACUAGAAUUGCCUAAUUUUUAGUUGAUUUCUCUACAGAGCUGUGGAGGCUUAGCUUGUGUAGUUAUUUCUCUUUUACUGUUGCUUUGGUGUGUCUUGAAGUUUGAUUAUUUUUGGUCAUUGAGUUCUUAGUGUAGUUUGCUAGAUGAUUAUUAAGAUUCUUUUGUGUCUGACACUUGUGGUGAGUUGCUUUCGAAAUCUGUUGAGAUUUCCAUGUGAGAACUGAUAAUCAGGCUCUUGAUCUGCUUCCCUAAAUUACUUUUUUAGAGCCCAAACCCCAGGUUUAGGGUGAGGGUUUGUAAUACAGAGAAAAACUUCCAUCACUUCUGCCCUUAACCCUUGCCUCUAAGCUUAGUAAGUACUUUUCUUAAUAUUGUCCAAUGUUUGGUGUUAUCUGCAUUGUUUUUUGUUUUUUAAAUUGUGGUUGUUCUGACGUGUGAAAUUUAAGGAAAGAGCCAUUUUAAAAAAUGCCGAGCAGGGCAAUGCAAGUACAGCCAAAUAUUAGACUUGAUGUGCAAUCUUAGGUCCUUUUUAAUCUGGGGUAUUAUAGGCAGUACUUUAAAUUGAAAAGUCUUCCUGGCCUAUUUUCCUCCACAUUUUUGUAAUUAACUCUGGGGGCUUACUUGUUUUGGCAGUACUAAUACCAAAGGAGCUGGUUCUUCUUUUCUCCCAAUUGUUUUCAUAUGAAAGCACCUACAAUUAGCCUGUUAGUCCUAUUCAGAUACAUCAAAUAUCAGUGAAUGCUUUACUAUUAGCACAUUUAAGCAUCUUUGUUUUACAUAAAAGUAGAGUAUGAAAACCAGUGUUCUAUUUUAUAUUUUGUUGAGCUUGUAAAAUGCCAGCAAUUUAAAACUAGGACUUUCCUCCCCAUAAGCCAAGGAGGUAGAAUUACUAAUGCAAGGGUUAAAGAAGGUAGAUUUUGUUUUCAAUAUUUGGGUAGUAUUAGAUUCCUCCACAGGGAAGAACUAGCAAGUGUCCCAAAUUUUUCCAAACGUUGGGGAGGGGAAAAUUCACUGUAUAAUGAAACCCUAAGGGUUUGUUGCACUUCCUACUUUCUAGGCCUGGAUAACAGUAUCACCAUCCUUAUUUACAGAAAAGAAGGGCAAAACUAACUCUUAAUGAGAAAAGCUUUAUAAGUUCAAGGGUUGUAAAACAUGAACUACUUAGGGUACUCUGCUUUCCACGGGAACUUGGCUAGACUUAGAAAAAGAUGUUUAUUGCGCUAAUGUAAAAGUGUCAUACAAUUUAGUAGAUUUUUGAAGAUGGUAAAUUAGAAGAAUUCUAUGUUCUGAAUUGCAGACUUUUAGAAUGUUUUUCUUUGAAAACAGGCUAAUAUCUUUUUCUUGACAAAGUUUCAGCUCCUCUUUAUUGUGUCAUUUUUCUGGUUUAAAUUUCCCUUACCUUUCCACCUGUAAUGUCAGUGGCAACAACAUCAUACUUCACUUACUUGUUAAUUUACUUUUUACCCUUAUUCUAAGAGCAAGUUGAGUUGAACUGAAUCUUCCUUGUCCUAGUAACAAUGUAUAAAAUAGUGGCUUCUCUGUACAAAAGGUUGUAAUGCCUCCUGAUGGAUAUAAUUUUGUGAUUGUAUUUUAAAGUUGAAUAAAUCACACCAGCUUCCUGAAAAUGUUCAUAAUGCAUCUUUUGGAAAACAAAAAUACAUGCCUAAUUUGUGCAUAUUUGCAUUAACAUGGCAAAGAUUGUAUGAAAUACCUGUUUUUCAGAAAAUAAAGGUUCAGUCUCAAAAGAUA
Rhinopithecus roxellana (golden snub-nosed monkey) is the source of this 16513-nucleotide messenger RNA. Its product is annotated as SMG1 nonsense mediated mRNA decay associated PI3K related kinase. Gene Ontology annotation, biological process: nuclear-transcribed mRNA catabolic process, nonsense-mediated decay; DNA damage checkpoint signaling; negative regulation of TORC1 signaling. The record is from RefSeq and is a predicted model, not a curated record. The transcript is spliced from 62 exons. Gene Ontology annotation, molecular function: protein serine/threonine kinase activity; protein binding. NCBI's taxonomy places the organism in Eukaryota, Metazoa, Chordata, Mammalia, Primates, Cercopithecidae. Gene Ontology annotation, cellular component: nucleus. The coding region runs from base 746 to 11812 and encodes 3688 amino acids.